AUGUCAAAAGAAUCUAUUCCACAACAUAAUGCACAUGUUCUUGAAGAAGAACGAAAAGGUAUUGCCGAUAGUCUUGCUGAACAAGAUACAAUUCGUCGUUGUGAUGCUGAAUCAUCAGCAGCUGAACUUAAACAUGAAGAAGAAGUUCAAGCAAAACGACUUGAAUAUUUACAUGAACAAGGCAAACAUGAUGCAAAAGAUUUAAAACAUGAUGCUGAACACAAUGCAAAAAAUCUUAAAGAUGCAGCAAAAGCUAAUGCAGAAAGAUUAAAAUUAUAA
This is a messenger RNA of Adineta steineri, 279 nucleotides long. The record is from the annotation of a GenBank genome assembly. NCBI's taxonomy places the organism in Eukaryota, Metazoa, Rotifera, Eurotatoria, Adinetida, Adinetidae.